AUGAGGGACAAGAGAGUGAGUGACAAAGUAGUUGGUAAAGAGGAAGGAUAAGUCACAAGUCCCUGUCACAAGGCUCUUCCUGUCUUUCUGUGCUGUUUCAACCCACCACAUGGAGGCGAGCACCAGUGUUGUUCGGACAAUAGAGCUGAAUGAUGGCACACGCAUGCCCCUGCUGGGCUUGGGAACAUGGAAGGUACUCUCUCUUUCUCGCUCUCUCUUUCUCUCUCUCCCACUCACACAUUGAAGGUUAUCUCAAAAUCUCAGUAUAUAUAAUGUCUCUAUGUAUUAUUGUCUCUAAGUAUGAAAGGUGUAUGUUUUUACAUUGCUGAUUGUUGUUAUUACACAGUGGGUUAAUUGGUCAUUAUGGUGUCUUUGUGUUGUUUAGUCAAGCAGUUCAGCAGCAGUGUGUCAGAGUGCGGUGGAAGCUGCCAUAGCUGCUGGUUACCGUCACAUAGACACAGCCUACAGCUACCGCAAUGAGGUCAAGAUCAGCAAGGCCCUCCUCUCCAAGAUGCAGCAAGGCAUCAUCCGACGACAAGACAUGUACGUCGUCAGUAAGGUGGGUGCUGCGGCUGCAACCAAGAGGUGGAGUCUGAGUGUUUAUGUGGGCUGGCUGUCACUGUUUCCAGGUGGACAUGAGCUUGCCCUUUGGUCUUUUAGUCCAAUACAAAGUUCAAAUAUAUAUAAUCUGAUAUGAAUAUUGUCUGUAGAGUAGAGGUCUUCUCGGGUCCAAAAAGUUGGACCCGGAGCUGAACGGACCCGAGGACAAUCAGACCAGGACCCGAACGGACCCGAUCAUAAAAAAAAGGGGGGACUCAGACCCGAACCCAUAUGGACCUGUUGACAACCAACCUAGACCAGACCCGAUUGGACCCUAGUGACAAAAUCAGUAUGUUUAUCAGCCAAGUUGCUCUUCUGGUUAACAAAUUGGUCUUUAUAUGUUGGCUUUCUAUAAGUCAAUAAAUGCACCUUAUUAGCAUAAAAUAAAUAUGCUAUAGGCUGUGCAGAGCCGUGGUCGGGUCCACUUGGGUCUAUCAGCUGCAGUUACAUAGACCUGAGAACCGAUGACAAUCAAACAGGACCCGACCCGGACCUGAGGGAAAAGUUUAAAUUUUGGACCCAGACCCGCUCGCGUCCUGUGCCGGGUCUCUGGUAUUCAGGUUCGGGUGGACCUGUGAAGACCUCUACUGUAGAGUAUUUGUUGCUAUAUCCACUAGUGUUAUUGGUCAAUGUCUAUUAUGUAACACUAAAAAAGUUAAGUCAUAUUGAUGAAGUGAUUUUUCAUAAAACCUCGCAAAAACAAGCUGGACCUCAGUUGACAUAUGUACUGAUUGGAAGCAGAACUGGUUUCUAUCUACGUGCUCUUGUUGUCUGUAUUAAUGGUUGAUUUGCUACAUCAUUGUGUUGUGCUGCUGAAUAGACCUGUGACCACUUCUUUGUGACCACUUCUUUGUGUGUAGUUGUGGAGUACACACCAUGCGACCCAUGACAUCCCAUUGUGUCUAAACAAGUCCCUGAGUGACCUGCAGCUGGACUAUCUGGACCUGUACCUGGUGCACUUCCCUAUUGGACUGAAGGUGGGAUUACAGUACACACUGGCAAAAAUAGUCACAUGGAUGAUAUAGGGACUAAUGGACUCUUCUGAUACAGUUCUUGACAUUUUAAUAACACACCUCUGUUUACUUUCACAUACAGUGCUUUCGGAAAGUAUUCAGACCCCUUGACUUUUUCCAAAUUUUGUUACGUUACAGCCUUAUUCUAAAAUUGAUCAAAUUAUUUUUUCUUCAUCAAUCUACACACAAUACCCCAUAAUGACAAAGCGAAAACCGGCUUUAUAUUUUUUUGUUAAUUUAUUUAAAAUAAAAAACAGAAAUAUCUUAUUUACAUAAGUAUUCAGACCCUUUCCUAUGAGACUCGAAAUUGAGCUCAGGUGCAUCCUGUUUCCAUUGGUCAUCCUUGAGAUGUUUCUACAACUUGAUUGGAGUCCACCUAUGGUAAAUUCAAUUGAUUUGACAUGAUUUGGAAAGGCACACACCUGUCUAUAUAAGGUCCACAGUUGACAGUGCAUGUCAGAGCAAAAACCAAGCCAUGAGGUCGAAGAAAUUGUCUGUAGAGCUCAGAGACAGGAUUGUGUCGAGGCACAGAUCUGGGGAAGGGUACCAAAACAUUUCUGCAGCAUUGAAGGUCCCCAAGAACUGUCACGAUCGUCGUAUGGAGUAGACCAAUGCGCAGCGUUAGUUGCGAACAUACUUUACUUUAUUUAAUGAAUGCACGAACAAAAACAAUAAACGAUACGUGACGUCCUAUGUUGAACACAACAAACACAGAACACACCGAAAGGAACAACCAACAGGAACAAGAUCCCACAAAUACAAAGGGAAAACAGACAGUUUAAAUAUGGCUCCCAAUCAGAGACAACCAGCCACAGCUGACACUCGUUGCCUCUGAUUGGGAGCCACUCUGGCCAACAUAGAAACACAACAACCAGAACUCCCGACAUAGAAAUACAACACAAGAAUGAACACACCCUGGCUCAACAUAUAGAGUCCCAGAGCCAGGGUGUGACAGUACCCCCCCCCCUAAAGGCGCGGACUGCGACCGCGCCUCAACUAGAACCAAACAGGGGAGGGCUGGGUGGGCAUUCCUCCUCGACGGCGGUUCUGGCUCCGGGCUUGCCCACCACCCUCCAAUAAUCCCCCCAUAGCGCCCCUGGUCCGGUCUGGCCCCGCUGGCUGGAGCUGAACUGGACAUCGUAGGAGCGGGUAGCUUCAGCUCCGUUGUGGAGCAGCUGACCGGUACCUGAUCAGGCACCGGUGACCCAGGCACGGGUUGUGCCGGACUGACGAGCCACCCCUGGCUUGGUGCGUGAGAGCAGGAACGGACCGGACCGGGCUGACGAUGCACACCCCUGGCUUGGUGCGUGGAGGAGGAACGGGCCUUACCAGGCUGACGACUCGCACCCCUGGCUUGGUGCGUGGAGGAGGAACGGGCCUUACCAGGCUGACGUCUCGCACCCCUGGCUUGGUGCGAGUAGCAGGAACAGGCCGGGCCGGGCUGGCGACGCGCACCGUAGGCUUGGUGCGAGUGGCAGGAACAGGCCGGGCCGGGCUGGCGACGCGCACCGUAGGCUUGGUGCGAGUGGCAGGAACAGGCCGGGCCGGGCUGGCGAUGCGCACCGUACACUUGGUGCGAGGGGCAGGAACAGGCCGGGCCGGGCUGGCGACGCGCACCGUACACUUGGUGCGAGGGGCAGGAACAGGCCGGGCCGGGCUGGCGACGCGCACCGUACGCUUGGUGCGAGGGGCAGGAACAGGCCGGGCCGGGCUGGCGACGCGCACCGUACACUUGGUGCGAGGGGCAGGAACAGGCCGGGCCGGGCUGGCGAUGCGCACCGUAGGUUUGGUGCGAGGAGCAGGAACAGGCCGGACCGGGCUGGCGACGCGCACCGUACACUUGGUGCGAGGGGCAGGAACAGGCCGGGCCGGGCUGGCGACGCGCACCGUACACUUGGUGCGAGGGGCAGGAACAGGCCGGGCCGGGCUGGCGUCUCGCACCCCUGGCUUGGUGCGAGUGGCAGGAACAGGCCGGGCCGGGCUGGGGACACACACCACUGGCUCUACACCGGGAUCUGGAACGGGCCGGACCGGACUGGUAACACACCCCAGUACCUCUCGCCGUGCCUCUACACCUUCCUUCCCUUCCUUGACCAGUGACCCCCGUAACCUGGUGGCCUUCUGAAUUCGCCCCUUGUCUGCCUCCGUCAGCCCCGUCAUCCAUGCCCUGUGCCCCCCCCUAAUUUUUUUUUGGGGUUGCCUCUCGUCUGUCCGACGACGACACUGAUUACGCCGUUGCUCCUCUCUCCGUCGCGCCUCUACCGUCUCACUCCAUGGCCGGCGAUCCAUCCCGGCCAGGAUUUCCUCCCAGGUCCAGGACCCCUGCCCGUCCAAGAUCUGCUCCCACAUCCAGGCUGCCUGCUCCUGGACACGCUGCUUGGUCCUGGUAUGGUGGGAUCUUCUGUCACGAUCGUCGUAUGGAGUAGACCAAUGCGCAGCGUUAGUUGCGAACAUACUUUACUUUAUUUAAUGAAUGCACGAACAAAAACAAUAAACGAUACGUGACGUCCUAUGUUGAACACAACAAACACGGAACACACCGAAAGGAACAACCAACAGGAACAAGAUCCCACAAAUACAAAGGGAAAACAGACAGUUUAAAUAUGGCUCCCAAUCAGAGACAACCAGCCACAGCUGACACUCGUUGCCUCUGAUUGGGAGCCACUCUGGCCAACAUAGAAACACAACAACCAGAACUCCCGACAUAGAAAUACAACACAAGAAUGAACACACCCUGGCUCAACAUAUAGAGUCCCAGAGCCAGGGUGUGACAAGAACACAGUGGCCUCCAUCCUAGAGCUGGCCGCCCGCCCAAACUGAGCAAUCGGUGGAGAAGGGCCUUGGUCAGGGAGGUGACCAAGAACCUGGUGGUCACUCUGACAGAGCUCCAGAGUUCCUCUGUGGAGAUGGGAGAACCUUCCAGAAGGACAACCAUCUCUGCAGCACUCCACCAAUCAGGCCUUUAUUGUAGAGUGGCCAGACGGAAGCCACUCCUCAGUAAAAGGCGCAUGACUGCCUGCUUGGAGUUUGCCAAAAGGCACCUAAAGGACUCUAAGACCAUGAUAAACAAGAUUCUCUGGUCUGAUGAAACCAAGAUUGAACUUUGGACUGAAUGCCAAGCGUCACAUCUCCAGGAAACCUGGCACCAUCCCUACGGUGAAGCAUGGUGGUGGCAGCAUCAUGCUGUGGGGAUGUUUUUCAGCAGCAGGGACUGGGAGACUAGUCAGGAUCAAGGGAAAGAUGAACGAAGCAAAGUACAGAGAGAACCUUAAUGAAAACCUGCUCCAGAGCGCUCAGGACCUCAGACUGGGGCAUAGGUUAUCCUUCUAACAGGACAACGACCCUAAGCACACAGUCAAGACAAUGCAGGAGUGGCUUCGGGACAAGUCUCUGAAUGUCCUUGAGUGGCCCAGCCAGAGCCCGGACUUGAACCCGAUCGAACAUCUCUGGAGAGACCUUUCCAUCCAACCUGACAGAGCUUGAGAGGAUCUGCAGGGAAGAAUAGGAGAAACUCCCCAAAUACAGGUAUGCCAAGCUUGUAGCAUCAUACCCAAGAAGACUCAAGGCUGUAAUCGCUGCUAAAGGUGCUUCAACAAAGUAAGUAAAAGGUCUGAUUACUUAUGUAAAUGCCAUAUUUCAGUUUUUUUUGUUUGUACAUUUGCAAAAAUUUCUAAAAACCUGUUUUUGCUUUGUCAUUAUGGGGUAGUAGUGUGGUCGUGUAUUCUGUUGUGUCCUCGUGUAAAUAGCCAGUGUUUUGUGUGUCUUUUUUCGUAUAUAUUUCUCUAUCUCACUUUCCAACCUUUAACUAAAUAUACUUUCCUGCAACCUGCCUCACCCAAUGUGGAACGGAUUCUAUUAUUAAUUUAUUUUUAUCAAGAACCUAUGGCUGAAACUAGCCAACUAGCCAGCUAACUAGCUACUUGCUAUUAGCCACCGUUAGCAGUCUUCACCACUGUCCGUGGGCUGCACUACCUACCAGCCAGCUCUAGCCUGGACAAUUAUCGGCCAGUCUGCACAGCGUGCUAUCGACCCUGUCACAAGUGUCAGUGUAAUGGGGUGGAUCGAAGUCAGGCGCAGGACACAGAACUCUAUGAAACGUACUUUACUGGAUAAGUAAAUAAAUCAAUACAAGAUACCUCCACACAGGGAGGAACAAACCCGCUCACCAACGACACACGAAAUGAAAAACAAACACGCACAAAACACAUUGGGAGCCACCGGGUUAAAUAGGGAAGGAGUAAUCACAUAAUGGGAAACAGGUGUGUAACAAUCAGACAACAGGUAGAACAUAGAAACAUAGAACAUAGAUCGGCAGCAGCUAGUAUUCCGGUGACGACGAACGCCGAAGCCUGCCCGAGCAAGGAGGAGGGGCAGCCUCGGCAGAAUCCGUGACAGACCCAGAACAUAUGGGAUUUUCUGCCGGAAUCACUGAAUCACUGGACCUUAGCACCAGACCAUCGCAACUAGCUAGCUGCAACCGAAUGGCUGUUGUUGGCUAAUCACCACUGUCCCGACGUACCAGUUAGCCUUGAGCUAGCCUCGAGCCCAUCUCCCGGCUAUCUACCUCUCUGUCAACCGGACCGGACCUCCUAGUGUCGACCUCCUAGCGCCGAUCCAUCACGACUGGUCUGCCGACGUAAUCGUCUGAUGUGGUUUCAACAGGCUUCCCAUUGUGAUGACCACGAAGAUCCAUCUGCUGCCUCCUGCUCGCCUGUGCUGUAGCAGCCUACGAACUGCUCCCGGACUUACUUAUUGCUGUUCACUGGACCUUAUGAUCACUCAGCUACACAGCUAAUGCCUGCUGGACUGUUCCUUUACACGGUACCCCAUCCUGUUGAUCUGUUUAGCCUCAGCCCAAACUUUCAUCGCCAUUACCAGUUGUUGUCUUAGCCCUCUCGAAUAACACCUGUGAUUGCGUUAUGCCUCUCUCGCAUAUCAAUAUGCCUAGCCUAUUACUGUUUGGGUUUGUUCUUAUUAUACAAUUUCACUGUAGAACCCCCAGUCCCGCUCAACCAGCCUCAGAGAGAUCCUUUGUCCCAUCCCCCAUACACGCGGAGACCGGCUCAAUCAGUACCUCCAGUGAUGCUAUCUCUUUCAUAGUUACCCAAUGCUUAGGUGUACCUCCACUGUACUCAUAUCCUUCCAUAUCCUUGUCUGUACAUAAUGCCCUGAAUCUAUUCUACAACGCCCGGAAAUCUGCCCCUUUUAUUCUCUGUACCCAAUGCACUAGAAGACCAGUUCUUAAAGCCUUUAGCCGUAUCCUUAUUCUAUUCCUCCUCUGUUCCUCUGGUGAUGUAGAGGUUACCCCAGGCGCUAUCAUUUGUUGACUUCUGUAACCCUAAAAGCCUUGGUUUCUUGCAUGUUAACAUCAGAAGCCUCCUCCUCAAGUUUGAGUUAUUCACUGCGUUAGCACACUCUGCCAACCCUGAUGUUCUAGCAGUGUCUGAAUCUUGGCUUAGGAAGGCCACCAAAAAUUCAGAAAUGUCCAUCCCGAACUACAACAUUUUCCGUCUAGAUAGAACUGCCAAAGGGGGCGGAGUUGCAAUCUACUGUAGAGAGUUGAGCUUCUACUUCUAAAAAUCCACCUUUCCAGAAAUAAGUCUCUCACUGUUGCCGCUUGCUACAGACCCCCCUCAGCCCCCAGUUGUGCCCUGGACACCAUAUGUGAAUUGCUUGCCCCCCAUCUAUCCUCAGAGUUCGUACUGCUUGGUGACCUAAACUUGGAUAUGCUUAACACCCCGGCCGUCCUACAAUCUAAACUAGAUGCCCUCAAUCUCACACAAAUUAUCAAGGAACCUACCAGGUCCAACCCUAAAUCCGUAAACAUGGGCACCCUCAUAGAUAUCAUCAUGACUAAUUUACCCUCUAAAUAUACCUCCCCUGUCUUCAACUAGGAUCUCAGCGAUCACUGCUUCAUUGCCUGUGUCUGUAAUGGGUCCGCGGUCAAACGACCACCCCUCAUCACUGUCAAACGCUCCCUAAAACACUUCAGUGAGCAGUCCUUUCUAAUUGACCUGGCCUGGGUAUCCUGGAUGGAUAUUGACCUCAUUCCGUCAGUAGAGGAUGCCUGGAUGUUCCUCAAAAGUGCUUUCCUCUCCAUCUUAAAUAAGCAUGCCCCAUUCAAAAAAUUCAGAACUAAGAACAUAUAUAGCCCCUGGUUCACCCCAGACUUGACUGCCCUUGACCAGCACAAAAACAUCCUGUGGCGUACUGCAUUAGCAUCGAACAGCCCCCGCGAUAUGCAACUUUUCAGGGAAGUCAGGAACCAAUAUACACAAUCAGUUAGGAAAGCAAAGGCUAGCUUUUUCAAACAGAAAUGUGCAUCCUGUAGCAACUUGCCCAUGCCCCCCCCCCCCCCCCCCCCCCCCGCUUCUCCUUCACCCAAAUUCAGAUAGCUGAUGUUCUGAAAGAGCUGCUAAAUCUGGACCGCUACAAAUCAGCUGGGCUAGACAAUCUGGACUCUUUCUUUCUAAAAUUAGCCGCCGAAAUUGUCGCAACCCCUAUUACUAGCCUGUUCAACCUCUCUUUCGUAUCGUCUGAGAUCCCCAGAGAUUGGAAAGCUGCCGCGGUCAUCCCCUUUCUUCAAAGGGGGUGACACUCUAGAUCCAAACUGUUACAGACCUAUAUCCAUCCUGCCCUGCCUUUCGAAAGUAUUUAAAGCCAAGUUAACGAACAGAUCACCGACCAUUUCAAAUCCCACCGUACCUUCUCCGCUAUGCAAUUUGGUUUCCGAGCUGGUCAUGGGUGCACCUCAGCCACAGUACUGUGCAGCCAUCUUCAUCGACCUGGCCAAGGCUUUUGACUCUGUCAAUCACCGCAUUCUUAUUGGCAGACUAAAUAGCCUUGGUUUCUCAAAUGACUGCCUCGCCUGGUUCACCAACUACUUCUCAGAUAGAGUUCAAUGUGUCAAAUCAAGGGCCAGUUGUCUGGACCUCUGGCAGUCUCUAUGAGGGUGCCACACGGUUCAAUUCUAGGGCCGACUCUAUUCUCUGUGUAUAUCAAUGAUGUCGCUCUUGCUCUUGCUGCUGGUGACUCUCAGAUCCACCUCUACGCAGACAACACCAUUUUGUAUACUGUGUUAACAAACCUCCAAACGAGCUUCAAUGCCAUACAACACGCCUUCCGUGGCCUCCAACUGCUCUUAAAACGCUAGUAAAACUAAAUGCAUGCUCUUCAAUCGAACGCUGCUUGCACCCGCCCGCCCGACUAGAAUCACUACUCUCGGCGGGUCUGACUUAGAAUAUGUGGACAACUACAAAUACCUAGGUGUCUGGUUAGACCGUAAACUCUCCUUCCAGACUCACAUUAAGCAUCUCCAAUCCAAAGUUAAAUCUAGAAUCGGCUUCCUAUUUCGCAACAAAGCCUCCUUCACUCAUGCUGCUAAACAUGCCCUCGUAAAACUGACUAUCCUACCGAUCCUUGACUUCGGCGAUGUCAUUUACAAAAUAGCUUCCAACAUUCUACUCAGCAAAUUGGAUGUAGUCUAUCACAGUGCCAUCCGUUUUGUCACCAAAGCCCCAUAUACUACCCACCAUUGUGACCUGUACGCUCUCGUUGGCUGGCCCUCACUACAUAUUCGUCGCCAAACCCACUGGCUCCAGGUCAUCUAUAAAUCACUUCUAGGCAAAUCCCUGCCUUAUCUUAGAUCAUUGGUCACCAUAGCAACACCCACCCGUAGUAUGCGCUCCAGCAGGUAUAUCUCACUGGUCAUCCCCAAAGCCAACAUCUCCUUUGGCCGCCAUUCCUUCCAGUUCUCUGCUGCAAAUGACUGGAACGAACUGCAAAAAUCUCUGAAGCUGGAGGCACUUAUCUCCCUCACUAACUUUAAGCAUUAGUUGUCAGAGCAGCUUACCGAUCACUGCACCUGUACACAGCCCAUCUGUAAUUAGCCCACCCAACUACCUCAUCCCCAUAUUGUUAUUUACAUUGUUAUUUAUUUUGCUCAUUUGCACCCCAGUAUCUCUAUUUGCACAUCAUCUUCUGCACAUCUAUCACUCCAGUGUUAAUACUAAAUUGUAAUUAUUUUGCACUAUGGCCUAUUUAUUGCCUUACCUCCAUAACUUACUACAUUUGCACACACUGUAUAUAGAUUUUCUAUUGUAUUUUUGACUGUAUGUUUUGUUUAUUCCAUAUGUAACUCUGUGUUGUUGUUGUUUUUAUCGCACUGCUUUGCUUUAUCUUGGCCAGGUUGCAGUUGUAAAUGAGAACUUGUUCUCAACUGGCUUACCUGGUUAAAUAAAGGUUAAAUAAAAAAUAAAAAAAGUUGUCUGUAGAUUGAUGAGGGAAAAAAACAAUUUAAUCAAUUUUAGAAUAAGGCUGUAACAUAACAAAAUGUGGAAAAAGUCAAGGGGUCUGAAUACUUUCCGAAUGCACUGUAUCUUUUUCAUUCCUUCCAGAAAGUGGAUGAUGAGCUCUUCCCUAUGAGAGAUGGAGAAAUGCUCACCACUGACAUUGACUAUCUGGACGUGUGGAAGGUUAGAACACUAUCAUCUCCUCUUCACUUCAUCAACAUCAUUAUACUGUCUCCUAACAACAAAGUGAUUUGCAUUUCUUUGUGAUCUAUUUUUGGUAUCAUGAAGUGUGGUGUAUUACUGUGUCUGUGCUGUAAUGUCUGCUGUGUGAUGUAGGGGAUGGAGGCCUUGCAGGCCUCAGGGAAGGUGAAGAGUAUUGGCGUGUCCAACUUCAACGUCCUCCAGCUGGAGAGACUGCUCUCUGUGGCCAAGGUUCCCCCUGCAGUCAACCAGGUGCUUCAAGGCUUUACACUGCAACUUUAGCUCUUUUAAAUACACCAUUAUGAAACACUGAGUACCUCACAAACCACAGGAGGCUACUGAGGGGAGGACAGCUCAUAAUAAUGGCUGGAAUGGAGUUAAUGGAAUGGUAUCAAACACAUGGAAACCAUUCCAUGUAUUCAGUUCCAGCCAUUACUAUGAGCCAGUCCUCCCCAAUUAAGGUGCCACCAACCUCCUGUGUCACAAACUUAUUUCACUCCUUUAACCAGCUCAACCAGUGCAAUACACAGUUAACUGUGUUUAUGCAUGGACACUACAUGUGCAAAUGGGUGUGUUUACCAUGCUGAAAGAGUGUGUGGGUGUCGCUACUGGGUCAGAGGGGAGGAGACAAGAAUGGAUAACAGGCGAAAGAGCGUUCUCACAGCUCUGUCAUCUCAUCAUCUCUCCCUCCACUCCUGCAGGUGGAGCUGCAUCCCUACCUGGUCCAGUCUGACCUGGUGGAGUUCUGCAAGUCUCGCAACAUCGCCCUCACUGCCUACAGCCCCUUUGGUUCCCCUGGAAGACCCAAAGACCUGUGAGUCCUCCUGACAAUAACAUGUAUACAGUAGCGACUGGACUAUGAUCCUGCACUAUUGACCCCACUAUUGGCCGAGUAAACAUCCCUCCCUAUGUUCCAAAAGUUGACUGUGUCAAUACUUCCUGCAGUCACUGUGGAGACACUGAUCCUGAGAAGCUGCUGGAGGACCCUGUGGUAGGAGACGUGGCUAAGAAGCACCGACGGAGCCCUGCUCAGGUUAGACUAGAUAGUUCAGUAGAAACACACAUCUAAGGUGUAUGCGUCUCAGCUGUGUGUCAAUCUCAGAUCUGUCUUCAGGGAGUGUGUGUGUGUGUGUGUGUGUGAAUGAGUAUCUGAGCUCUGCAUCUAAGGACUGUAUGUGUGUGUGUGUUGUUUCAGGUGCUGCUGAGGUACCAUGUGCAGCAGGGUAUAGCAGUGAUCCCCAAAAGUGUCAAACCCAACCACAUCCUGGAAAACACUAAGGUGAACUCUCUUUGACCCAAUAUAGAUUAUAUUUCCUCAUUUGUACUACAUGUAGCUCUUGCUCAAUCAUACCAUGAGUUCAUAUCAAGUUCAGUUUGAGGAAUAUGACUUUGACUGAUAUAGUAUUCAGUCUUAGUGCUAGUUUGAUCAAUGUCAGAUCAAUGUCUUGGUUUACACAUUUAGUUACUAACUAAUUACUCGCUAACAUAAAUCAAUGGAGAUGUCACUUUUGACAACCAUUCAAAUGUGUCAAAGGUACAAUAAACACUCAAAAAUAAAGUGUAUUGUCUGCAGAUCUUUGACUUCUCUCUGACUGAGGAGGACAUGUCAGCACUGAGAGGACUAAAUAGAGGCUGGAAGAGCUGCAUCAUCGACUCGUAAGACAUGCUAAACCCUUCCUUUUACAAAAAUACUUAAUACAUCAAUAAUUCCAUGUAGAGAACAACUGCUCCUACCCUGACAUGUUUCUGUUCUUCAGAUUGAAGUCUCAUCCAUACUACCCCUUUGAAUGACAGUCCCUGGGGAUCAGCGAGUUGAGACAAGAGACAGAGAAGUCACUUGGGAGAACAAAAUAACUGCUUCUCAACCUGAGAACAUAGCCAGAUUACUAUCCACCUUCUCAUCAACAUCAGCAGCAUCGGCCUGCAAAUGGUCUUCAACCAGUGUUUAUUGUUUACCUAUAAUGUGAAACUGUGAUGAUAAAUAGAAACUUGGCCUCCCGAGUGGCGCAGUGG
Molecule: messenger RNA, 12118 nt
Organism: Coregonus sp. 'balchen'
Lineage: Eukaryota; Metazoa; Chordata; Actinopteri; Salmoniformes; Salmonidae
Source: the annotation of a GenBank genome assembly